This is a messenger RNA of Leucoraja erinaceus (little skate), 3763 nucleotides long. RefSeq names its product LIM and cysteine-rich domains 1 (gene lmcd1). Gene Ontology annotation, molecular function: zinc ion binding. NCBI's taxonomy places the organism in Eukaryota, Metazoa, Chordata, Chondrichthyes, Rajiformes, Rajidae. Bases 316 to 1437 code for a protein of 373 amino acids. The record is from RefSeq and is a predicted model, not a curated record. The transcript is spliced from 6 exons.
UCUGCCUGGGGUGGGCGCUGCCCGGCUGGGUGGCAACAGUUGAACCUCCCAUCUCACGGGGAGGACGGAGGUCCACACUCCCCUGCACCUCCUGAUUCGCUCUCCCGGCUUCCGAAGCCCUGCCCUCCCACUCAAAUUAAACCACCUCUGCACUCCUGGUGCAGAAUUGAACUGAUCCGUGGCAACGUACACAGGGAGUGACUACUCCAAAAAGCCACAUCCAGGCAGGCACUAUCUACACCAGCACACGUGGAGGUGAGAGGAGCCACAGAAGUUGAUAAUACGAUUAAAUAGGUGCCGUUUGCAGACUUCCACAUGGAUCUGAGCACGGAGAUGCAGAAGAUGUCCAUUCUCCAUCAGGCAGGAAAAGGAACCCCGUGCCUAGGAUGCAGAGGGAUGUGUAAGGCAUUUGAGCCACAUCCUUGGAGAAAGAUAUGCAAGUCAUGCAAAUGCAACCAAGAGGAUCACAGCCUGCCCUCUGAUGCGGAGGAUGAUCGGAAAAUUGGCCGGCUUUUGACUGAUUCUAAAUAUUCCAAUCUGACUGCCCGGGUGAAGGGAGGAGAUGGAGUUCGCAUUUAUAAAAGGAACAGAAUGAUCAUAACCAACCCUAUUGUGUCGAGGAAAGAUCCAACUUUUGACACGGUCACAUAUGAGUGGGCUCCACCGGGUCUUACCCAGAAACUGGCGAUUCAUUAUAUGGAUUUCAUUCCAAAGGAAAUGCAACCAAUUGCUGGUACCGAAGGGGCCUAUUAUCGCCGCAGGCAACUAAUGAGGCAGCUGCCUGUCUACGACCAGGACCCCUUUCAAUGUCACGCCUUGUCAGAGAGUGAAAUGAAGAGCAUGCAGGAAUUCAUCAGGAAGUACAAGACUGACAUGCUGGGCGUUGGAGAAGUGGCGCUGCCCGGCCAAGCAGCCGGUACCAAAGACAACAUCAACCAAAGACAGACGACAGAAGCCCAGGGACAGUUUUCCAAUGGAAAAAUAGUAAAGGAAAAACCCCAGGAUAGCCCAGCUGCACCCAAUGGGACGUUGGCAGAGUCCCAGCAGGAAGACAAAUAUCAUUGUGAGCUCUGCAAGCAGACAGUCAGCAGUGAGUGCCCUGUGGUAUAUAGCGAACGAGCAGGGUAUGCCCGCCUUUGGCACCCAGCGUGCUUUUUAUGCACCUGGUGUAAAGAACCCUUGGUGGAUCUCAUCUAUUUCUGGAAGAGCGGCAGGCUGUUGUGUGGGCGCCAUUACUGUGAGAGUGAGAAACCUCGCUGCAAUGCCUGUGAUGAGUUAAUUUUCUCAGAAGACUACGUAGAAUGCAAGGGACUGACAUGGCACAAGAAACACUUCUGCUGCCUGGAGUGUGAGCAGCCAUUGCAGGGAAAGGCCUACGAGCUGGACCAGGUGAAGCUGCUCUGUCCACCCUGCAGCAACAGGAUCAAGAGAAUGUGAAAACCUUUCACUGUAACCAAGACCAUGCCACAUAUAAAAAUUAACCCAUUAAACUUCAGUCAGCUAGAUCAUAGAGUGCAAAUCUAACAUAAACUGGUAGGAACCCUCAUGAGUGAAAUACUCCCACAUAGUGGACAUUCUUUAAAACUAUGUAAGAUUCAUUCAAAAGGCUGAAUUGAUGUAUUUGUUAUUGGUUCAAUAUUUUCCAAUGAUCCACUGAAAGAAGAUUGUAAUUUGGUAUCCUGUGCCCAAUUGCAAUGAAGUAUACCUGCCUUCAAUCUCACACUAAGUUUUAUUUUGAGGAUUGAAAAAAUGACAUUGUUUUUGCAGUACAUACAUAUUUUUGAGACACCAUGCUUCAAUCUUUGUCAUGCUUAUCUAUUGACUAUAGGAUACAGUAGCAUGAUAAGCACAUGAUUGAAGGAAGUUCAUCUGAUCUAUCGCAAUGGCAUCUUUGUGAGGGUUUAUUUCAGCUUAAGCCAAGUUGUUAUCAAGUUGUUAGAUCUAUGCGUUAAUGUAAUGGUGAAAUGCAUUUAGAUUAUAAAUAGCAAAGUAUUUGAAGUUAGAAUUAAAUCCAUCCACAACAUCAAUAUGUUUUGCAGUUUAAAUUAUUCAACGGAAAAUGAAAUCAUUUCCAGAGAUCCCCAACUGGCAAGCAGGUACAAACAGUGAAUAUAUAACCCACAGAAACCUCUCAAUCCCUGGGACUGAACUGUUUUGGUAUUGAUAUAACAGCAAAAGUGCUUCUAUUAACGUUGGUACCCCCAUGUGCAUUGAGGGAGAAGUUGGCUAGAUUCACUUGCUAAUUCACUGUCCAGACACCCCAUUCUUAAAGGACUUUUUCAAGUUGAAAGUGACAUUGGACUGUAUUAUGAUGGACAAUUUCAGAUGCUCCUGUUGGUUGGGCACUAGAAUAAGCUCCGACACCCUUGGAAUGCACCAACUAAAGAGAAAAUAUACGGCCAUGAGCGCUAUCAGUUUUCAGCGCUAAUUUAAAGUUAUGGCCUUGUAGAGUCAAGAUUUAUCUUUUGUCAUAAUAGACUACAAAAUAUCAGAACAGCAGAUAUUUCAGAUUUGGACGUUGAAAUAACUCUCGGGUAAUUUAAUUUGUAUCAUAUCUUUAGGGAGGAUUUUCAAGGACAAGACUUGCUGCCUUUGAUGUAAAGUUGCUCUGAUUUAAGACAACACUGCAGAAAUGCCAAUGUAAUAUCCCCUAAUCCAUGUUCCUCUUGCAUCAGAUGACUGCAUUACUGUCUAUCUAUGACUGCAAUUGAGCAACUACUUAGUGAUUAGAUAUGUCUUGUGUUGUUCCGUAACAAUUGUUUCCUUGAACGUUUUGAAGGAUCAGGACAAAAGUAUGAAUAGCAUGUUGAUUAUUUCAGCAUUAUCCAAAUUCCGCAUACUCUGCAGCAGAGGGAGGUUACCAAGUUGAGCUUUUUGACAUUUAUAUGAUUAUUUGCAGUAGAGAAUCUUGUUGCUUGACGGAAGACUAACUUUGUUUUCAAAUUUCAAAAGAAUUGAUUGUUCAUUGUAUAUAAGUAUGUAUGUAGUGUUUAGGUCUAUAAGGUAGAUGUUACAAAUUUGCAAGGCUAACAAUGAGAUUCACCAGCAGGGAACAGAUACUGGGCAUUUGGAGUGCAAGGGCUGGGGGUUUGGGAAAUGUGGACUGUGGUUUCAAUCUAAUCACGCUCCAUAAGUGUACCCUUCCUUUAAAAUCCUGUUCUACGUACUCCAUUUACUUGGAGUUACUUUGACCUUCUCAACCACCAGAGAAAUCAAUAGCAUGGUGCAAUUUCAGCUUUAUGGUCUUCCCAUUAUGACCAAGCAGUGAUUUUAAUGUUAAGCACCAGACUUGCUUAUGAUCCAGUUAUUAGGUUCCCAAUAGGCAGGCUAGAUUAAAAUUAACAUCCUGAUUUUAGAAUUCAGUGCUUAUUCUUAAGCAAGUCUACAGUGGAACAGUUUAACAUUGAAGUGGGGGAUACGGGAGAAGAUCUGAUGCUGUCCUUCUUGGGUGAGUGUGAAGGAAGAAGGGAACAUUAGGAUGGGGCAUUCAACUACAAAGCAAGGCCAAUGGAUCCAGUAUUUGCAUUCAGCAUACCUCUGUCCCUCACCCAUUUGUACAUCAUCAUCGCAGAUCAAAGCACAGAAGGAAAAUGUUAAACAUUUUUUUAUGAGGUGGGAAGAGGCUUCUAUUUGUGAAAAUUAUAUAAUUAGCAUAAGUUAAUGACUGCAUGUGCCCAUUUUGGGAAGCAGUGAAUGACUAGUCUAAGUGUAGACUUCUGUAAUUACCUUUUGAGAACAUAAAUAAAAAUUAAAAGCAAACAUU